Molecule: messenger RNA, 1701 nt
Organism: Colletotrichum truncatum
Lineage: Eukaryota; Fungi; Ascomycota; Sordariomycetes; Glomerellales; Glomerellaceae
Product: wsc domain-containing protein
Source: RefSeq, a predicted model, not a curated record
AUGGCUCCCCUCAUUCGAGCCGUAGCUGCUCUUGCAGCUGCUACCCUCUUUACUCAGGUCACUGCGACUAAUGUCGAGUUGCCCCCGUGCCUUGACCCUUUCAAGCCCUUUGCCUACUCUGGUUGCUUCGCUGAGAAGGGUACUCAGGGCGAGGAUGCCCUGGACUACCGCUCCAGCGCUGAUCAGCACACCAUGACCACGGCCAAGUGUAUUUCUGAGUGCAAGGGCAACGGUUACCGCUACGCUGGUCUCACCUUCUACGGUGUCUGCUACUGCAGUGCGACUGUCAACAGCGCCUUGCUUGACGAGUCUGCCUGUGGCUUCAAGUGCGAGGCUGCCCAGAACGAGACCUGCGGUGGUUCUGGUGCUUUCUCUGUCUGGGCCGAUCCUACCUUCCCCAACGUGGCCAAGGUCGAUGUCAACGCCUUCAAGUCCAUCGGCUGCUACACCGACGACACCAACCACGGACGUACCAUCGGCGAGCGUCAGAACCAGGUUGACGGCAGCAAGAUGACCCCCUCUUCCUGUAUCGCUGCCUGCGCCGCCGACGGUUACCCGUUUGCUGGUCUCGAAUUCGGUUCCGAGUGCUACUGCGGUGUCGUCAUUGGUAACUACUCCACGCCCACCACCAGCGACAAGUGCGGUAUGCCUUGCAACGGAGACAGCAACAAGAAGUGCGGUGGCGCUGGAACUGUUGAGGUCUACGCUUCUAAGGAGCUGUUGUCUCUUGAGCCUUGCGGCUUCCUUCCUCCUGUCGUCUCGCCUUCGAUUUCCAUUCCCAUUUCCAUUCCGGUCACCCUCCCCGUCACCUCGCUGCUUCCUCCCCCUCCUACCAACACCCCCAAGCCCACUCCUAGCACCACUGCCCCGGCCAUGUGCACCACCACUGUCGUAACCCCCGCUACUUGCGAGUACGGCUGCGGUAAGUGGUGCAACAAGAACCUCCCUGACUUCGAGGACCAGGACGGCUGCUCCAAGGCCAGCAACAGAUGUGCUCUCCAGGUUAACGCCUGUUUCAAGGGUGCCGGCUUCCCCGGCAGUGCCAGCUGCCACGAAUUCAAGGCUUGGUGCAAGGAUGUUUCUAGCUACUGCUCCAACAGCUGCUCUGGCAAGAAGGGCUCUUGCAGCAAGAGGGACUGCUACCAGAAGAAGCAGCCCAAGGGAUGGAAGCCCGGAUCCACCUCCGUUUCCACCUACCCUUGCCCUACGACCGCGACUACCCCCACUACCCCGGUCACCGUCGUCCCUCCUCCUCCUACCGGUAUCUGCAAGCAGCCUUCCAGCUGGCUCUUCAACUACGGACCCGGAAACCCCGUUGGUGGCAUUGAGAUCCCCGUCGUCACCUGCAACGAUAUCCUUGAGGAUUUCAAGGCCGGCAACCAGUUCAAGCUCUACACCGAGUCCGACUCUCGCAGCUGUAAGGGGUUCGGCAAGGGCAGCCUCUCCGGCGCUUGCAACGAAGCUUGCCAGGAGCAGUACACUGAGUGCCAGAAUGUCUACGCCCAGGGCUGCAAGGCUUACAACAACCGCCGCAGAGGUGCUGCCUACUCCGAGGCUCCCGAUAUCGCCAAGCGCUUCUUCUUCGGCGACACCUUCACCGUCGCCCUCAACAAGUGCAAGAUCCAGCUGCAGGACUGCAUCUGGGAGAACAGGAACGUUCUUGCCAACAACAAGUGCGGCGUCUUUGGCGGCCAGUACUAA